GUUAUUAGUAGUUGUCAGUUUCCGGACAGAUGGUCAGGCAGCUGGUUCCAGAAGGGAGUCCAGGAUCCAAUUUACAUUUACAAUGGUACCAUUUCGAGUAAGGGAGUCUGCAGAGAAGUGAGUGGUGACAAAUUCCUCAUUGAAAGCAGAACGGAAUCCUGUUACCGUUGCGUUGUGAUCCAUGAAAAACAUAUGAAUGUCCUUCAGUAUAAAGAAACCUACUGUUCGUUACCUAAUGAGCGCCCGUGGCUGGAUGGGCUAUGCCUACAGAUAAGUGGAGACGCCUUGCUGUAUUCCAUGUUUAGGCUAGACACUGUGCCAGUACCGUGUCCAUUUCGAGGGUCUUUUACCUUUACCUACAGUCGUGGACACGGGGAAUGUAACUACCCUGUGUCAACUGUUCAUCCUUGUACUGACGAUUCUCGAAUGACUUUCAACUUUAAAGCUUGUGCUAACGUCAUUACGUCGGAAAGUAGAGAAGAGAUAUUAACAUGUUUGGCUUCAUGGAAAGAAGGAUCAACCCGCUACCUGGUGGCAAAAAUGGAACACAAGGGAACAAAAACAGAUGAUGAUAAGUUUCGUUGUUUCGUGUAUGACAGAUUGCAAGACGAUUCUGGGUUUCGAAUAGCUCAGUCUGGAGACGCCACGUGCGACGGGUUGUUUUCGGCUGUUGAAGGAUCCCGUACAAUGAAACUUAAUAGAGUUCGUCAUUCUCACGGGAAAUGCCAGUUUCCAAAUUGGAUAUCUGCAGCAGAGCGCUGGAGGACAUUGGACACUUUGUUGACAUACGUUUUUAGUGAUCCGAACACCUCCUUCCACAUAUAUAGUAGUAUCAGCGAAGAGUUAAUGACACGAGCUCUUUGCAACAGUGUUAAUCAUGUGACUGAUGACGCUACACGACUUGUGGUGCAGUCUUCUUCUGGUUGCUCACAUGGAUUUGUUUGCAUGGAAUUUCAUCGUCGCACACAACAUAUUUUAGAAAUUCAAGAAGGUGAAAUGAGGUCUCGCCCGACAGAUGCUUGCAGCUCUACCUAUUUUAAUCCCAGGACUAAUCAGUUUACAACACUUACGUCAUCGGCUCCUUCAACAGAAGAAUGUCCUCUGGUAGGGAGAUAUAUGAUUCAAUCUUCUCAACCCCAGAUGGCCAAAUUUGUCUCCGAUGAUUUAAAGAACACUUUCUGUUCCGAACAUCUAGAAUCUGGGUGUAGAGCAAAUGAUCGUCUUGAAUUUCUCAGCGAAUGUUCGACUGAAAGGAGCGCUAAAAGUUUCCAAUGCCAUGGUAGCUGGAGAGAAAAUGAAACGUAUUAUCUCAUUGCAAGUGCACUCAGGACCAGAAGACGAUACUGUAUUGUAUUUACUGAAGACGAUAAGACCUUACGCUUCUCUGGCAGUCCAAGUGAAUGCUUGAGGAAUAUUAAACUCGGCAGAGAUGGAUUCAUAGCCUUUAGUCUUAGUGGGAAAAGUCUUUGCAGCGACACCAACGGGUCUUCUCGACAUUCCUGGCUUCUCCUUACAAUAUUAGCUAUUCUGUUAACGAUGUUUCCCAGCCUGAUCCGUGGAGUUGCUAAUCUCGAGUGUGUGUGAUCAGACAGAGUAACGACAUGCACAGUGACUCUUUGAACACGAAGACGAGAUGGACGAUUCAUAGUUGACUCAUCGCUGUUUGUUAUGGAAUAUUGUUGAAGACAUUUUGUUUGUUUUAGGAACGCUUUCGAAGAAGCCGAAACAUUAGAAAACAAAGACAACAGAGAUGUGGAUGAUAACUGUUACGGAUAUUUUGUUGAAAAUUUUAAUAAGUUGUCUUCAAAUUUUAAAGCUGAUUGUUAGCCUUCUAUAUUCUACUUAAAUAGAAUGUCUGCGUGAGCGAAAACAACUCUGCUGCUCAAGUGGAAAGUUAAGAAUAUAUCUAAUUAGCAUCAAGGCUGAAAGCUGUUUACUACUGAUUAUUUAUUUUAUAAAUAAUUUAAAAAUGUACCUUCAUGUAAAAACAACAUAUCUCCGUUCUUUUCGACAAAUGAGUUACUAAAGUUUGUAUUUAAAAUUCACAUUCAUUAACCAUACUUAAAACGCAAUUAAUAACAUUUUUAAGUUUUCUUUAAUUCAAGUCUUACUCCUAAAAUUCUUUACUUUCAUGACGGUAACGGUGCCUUUCAACGUGUUAUUUCUAAUGUUUCAGAGCAAAAAACAGAAAACAGUCUCUGGUGUCAUUGUAGAUUCGAAGCCUUUGCUCUGCCUGUAGAAGGCCCAUUUCAUGGAACUGGCAAA
Molecule: messenger RNA, 2265 nt
Organism: Limulus polyphemus (Atlantic horseshoe crab)
Lineage: Eukaryota; Metazoa; Arthropoda; Merostomata; Xiphosura; Limulidae
Exons: 14
Source: RefSeq, a predicted model, not a curated record